Messenger RNA from Stereum hirsutum FP-91666 SS1, 969 nucleotides. RefSeq names its product DUF396-domain-containing protein. Gene Ontology annotation, molecular function: COPII receptor activity. The record is from RefSeq and is a predicted model, not a curated record. Gene Ontology annotation, cellular component: COPII-coated ER to Golgi transport vesicle; Golgi membrane; endoplasmic reticulum membrane. Gene Ontology annotation, biological process: endoplasmic reticulum to Golgi vesicle-mediated transport. The annotation marks the transcript as partial. NCBI's taxonomy places the organism in Eukaryota, Fungi, Basidiomycota, Agaricomycetes, Russulales, Stereaceae. The transcript is spliced from 3 exons.
GCAGUGGUAGCAUUUCUCUUCGUUACACUCUCGCUUGCGAGUGGUCUGUUGUGGAUCUCUGAAGUCAUUGAAGAGCACUCAAAGACCGCCAAAACAGUAGGUACAAGAGGAAUAUAUGCCAUCAUUUGCCUCCAUGUCCUGCUAUACCUCUCCGACUCGCUCCCGCUCACCCACGUCUUAUUUUCCAUCGCUUGCCACAUCGUUUACCUGCAAAACUUCUCCGCAACAUGGCCCAUUAUUUCGCUCUCAUCUCCGUCUUUCUUGGGAUCGUGCAUUCUCGCCAUAUGUGAUCACUUCCUCUGGUUCUUCUACUUUGCACGAAUAACCCACGAGGCCCGACAACGGCCUCCACCUCACCGAGGCAUGAAGAGCAAACUUCAACUGAACGCUCCAGCAUUUGGAGACAUGGCUACCUUCUUUGGCGUCUGCGUCUGGCUUGCCCCGCUCUUUCUAUUCCUCAGCCUCAGCGCCAACGACAACGCAUUGCCUACCGCCGGGGGCCAAGGAAUACCAUCGACCCCAACAAUUCAGCCACCGACACCAGCAUCAACCGGCGGACGCACCUCGCUUUUCCGCUCUCUCAUGUCUACCCUUCCACGACCAUUGACUAGGCGCGCGUCUUCCCGCCGUCUUACAUCCGACUCUGGCAUCAUCGCACCCUCUUCCCCCAUUAACCGUAGUGCUUCGUUCGGAAGUGCACCGCCAUCUCCAGGGUACGCCAUCAGACCAGGCUCACCAGCACUGAAUGAUAUACCACGGUCUUCGUAUGAGUACGAUGGACAGGGUCCUAGUAGGAAGCAGAGCGAGGAUGGAGUUGGGGCGCCACCACGAAGCCCACAUCUAGGGCAGGCCUUUGCGCUCAGUCCGCCACCAAUGAGGAGGGUUGCCAGUGUGUCGAGUGGAUUGACGAACGGGAACAAUAUCUUGCAAGGAGAGGGCGUUGGCCUUGGUUUGAGUCGACGGAAAUAG